CGCCGCCCGCAGGCCUCGCCCGGGACGCCGUUGCUCCCCCGGUCGGCGAGCGGGCUGUCCAAGGACGGAGCCAGCCGGUCGAACUCCCCCCGCGCGCCUCGCCGCCUAACUCGACGGCCUCUUCGAUUCGCGCGCGCCGAGCUCGGCUGGCAGCUCGCCUCAGGCGGGCCAGAGCAGCCCCUCCUUCGAGUCCGUCAACCUCCGCAACCUCCACCCGCACCCGUCCGCGCACCGCGGGUCUCUGAAGCUGAGCGCCCCUGCCCAGCACCAGCUGGGCAUCGACCCCAUCUACUUCAAUGUCGAGCACCAGUGCGCCUUCCACGCGAAGAAGCACGUCUUCCACGACGACCACAGGCCGCGGACGCCGCCGAAGAGCCUGAAGUGGCGGUCCCAGGAGCACUGGGACAGCGCCGCGCUGCAGUCCCCGCUGAAGGUCGGCCACGUCGCGCCCUCGCCCAAGGGGUCUACACUCACCACGGAGAUGUUGACGCACUGCCCGCACACCGCUUUCAGGACUGCUGGCGCAAGAUUUGGCAGUCUCAGGUGAUGUGUCCGAGCGAGUGCAGGGCAAGUAGCCUCGAACGUCGCCCAUGAAGUCUGCCCCUUGGUGGCGUAGUUAGAGUCAUUAUUUUUCUUGGCAUACUCAUCAAGUGAUGCGCCCAGGCUUUAGCGCUCUUUGGGCAUCACUCCUUUUCCAGCAGUUGCGCCCUAGACGAAGUUUUCGCAGCGCUGGACUACUUGGAUGUCUCUCUACACGGAAGCAGGAUCAGGAGGACCCAGGAUUAAUGUGCAGGCGUGUCCGAACAGCCGAGCAUCUUCCGCGUUCAAUCGCACACGGUAUGUUUUGGUCUCGAAGGUCUCGUAUCCAAAACCGUUUCCAUGUUUAGCAUGUUUUGCAAUAUCGAGGCCGUUCGGCCCAUGCUCCUCACUUGCUCGCAUGAUAUACCAGUACCAGGGCGUGUUCAAGCAUGACCAGACGUGGAGCUAUUGAUGAUGUACGGCGAUUGUUGUGAAGCGUCUGUGACACUAUGAGGGCGUAUUUGCGAAGUGGUUGCGAUUAUUGUGAGGAUAUUGAGGCAACACACAAGAGUAACAGUGGAUACAUGAGUACAACUGUGGAUCGUGUGAUUUCUGUGAUGUGCUUGUGGCAACAUGUGAACGCAUUCGUGAAUCAACCUGAUGUGCAAGACCAGUUCUGUUGGUUCCUGGACAUGGUUUUGUACCAGGCAAGGCGCCUUGGAAAAAGAUCCAGAAGUGCGUUGGUUCGUCUCGGGUUGGUGCCUGUGCGCAGCAGCAUUGUUGCCUUCCGUUGGGAGUUGGUAUUGUUGUGCGGUGUUCGUAGAGAGCAGGCGGACGCCUUCAUGUUGACCAUGUAAACGGGUAUCGCGCAUUAAGCAGUUGUUGCGUGUAGACGAACGGGCUAGAACGUAGUGGCGAUACAUUUUUUAGCGAAAGGCGCGAAUUGCAUGCUAGGCAUCAGUCCCCGCAUUGCUGGCUAGAGGAGGCCUGUUUGCACGAGGCGUGCACCAGACUGGCCCAUCACUUGCGUGUGGAGACGCGCGCUAGACAGGCACCCCUGCAUGGGCGCCGCGCUCAUAGGUGCUUGACUUUCCGGCCGCCGCCGGUCCCGUUGCGUCUGCUUCCAGGCUGCGCGGGCCGUGGGCCGGCCAACCUCCAAGGGGUUGCGUCUGGCAGAUGCGCAGGAGGCACCCGUACACCGCACGCCGUGCCUGGCCAGGUCCCGUCCACUCCCCCUUUUUCCCCCGGCAGGUUUGGAACCCAAGGCAUGAAACCCAGACAUGCAGAGUUCUGGGUGCCAAUCUCACCCCCCAAAGGUCGGGUGCGUAGAGGGCGUUUCGCGUGUCGCGCACGGCACAAAGCACCGCUUCAAGUUUUAGUAUGUUCUCUUGAAGAGACCAAUUGAAUCCAGCGUUUACGGUCGCUUCAACAUUUUGCAGCUGCUUAUGCCAGCCAUAUAGUUGUUGCGGCGACAUUUAGCGGCCACAUUUUCUGCACACAGACACGUGCAGCGUACAUUUGUGGCCAUGACGCUACGGUCUGGGAGCGAAGGCCAA
Prorocentrum cordatum is the source of this 2075-nucleotide messenger RNA. The record is from the annotation of a GenBank genome assembly. NCBI's taxonomy places the organism in Eukaryota, Dinophyceae, Prorocentrales, Prorocentraceae.